UAUGAUUCCUUCUAUUACAUAAGCACAUAAAUAAAUGAGAGAAAGUGGUAUCGCUUUUUAAACAAAGCUCUAAAAGUCACUCAAGUUGUCUGAAUAAUACCAUGCAACUAUCUAUUUAAAAAGAGAAGAUUAAUAAUUGACUAGAGUAUUUAAGAUGAGAAGUGCCUUCACGUCAUUACAAUCACUUUCAAAAGAGUAAAAAGAAAAAGGAGUAGUAACAGUAAGUGAUGGUAAUUUUGCUUAAGCAUUUGCCUUCUUUUGUAAUCACUUUAAGAUUAAAGGUAUUAUAGUACGUCAUUAUAUUAAGGUACGAUUUUUGUACCUGAAGUUUGUUAUGGUUGGAAAAUUGAUUUAAUAUAGAAAAAUGGUAAGUAAUAUGUAGAAAUCAAAACAGCUGGUGAAAAUUUUGAUGAAUGUGAAUAGGCAGCAUAAAAAUAUAUUAAAGAAAAUGAUAAAAUACUUAUACAUCCAAGUGAUAACCUCAAAGCCAUACAUGGUUGUGGUACAAUUGUAAUAUAGUUAUUCAACAUAAGGGAAUUGAAAUACUUGAUGAAAUGCCAGGAGAUGUAGAUUACAUAUUUUUACCUGUUGGAUAAGGAGCACUUGCUGCAGGAAUUGCUACUUAUAUCAAAGCCAUGAGUCCAAAUACUAAGGUUAUUGGAGUAUAACCAGAUGGUGCUGAUUCAAUGAUCUAAGCAUUCUAAGCAAAACAAGUUGUUAAAUAAGAACAUUUUUCUAGAUUUUGUGAAGGAUCUGCAGUUCCAUCAGUACCUAAAUUAUGUUUAGAUAUAUGUAUGGAGAAAUUAGAUUAAUUGGUGAAGGUAGAGGAAGGUAAAGUUAGUACUACAAUCUUAUAAUUAUAUAAUUAAGGAAUAGCAGUAGAACCUGCUGGUGUAAUAAAAUGAUAUAUAUUAGGCAUUAUCUGUAUCUGUACUUGAUCAAUUUGCUCAUGAAAUUAAAGGCAAAAAUGUUGUAUGUAUUCUAAGUGGAGGUACAGUGGAUUUAUCUAGAUUUGAUGAAUUUAAAGAGCAUUCAUAAUUACAUGAAGGAUUAAAGUAUUUUUUUUUGAUUGAAAUGCCUUUUAAAUCUGGAAUUCUUAAAAAUUUUGUUAGUUUGUAUUUGAUAUUAAGUAUUUAAAAGUUGUCUUGGUCCUGAUGAUGAUAUAACUCAUAUCCAAUUUUAAAAGAAAGCAAAUAGAGAAAGAGGUCCAUGUUUAGUAGCCAUUGAAGUUGCAAAGAAGGAAAGUAUCAAAUAAGUAAUGGAGAAUAUGAAGAAGAUGCAUUUAUAAUUUAAAUUAGUGAAUGAUUCAAAGGAAUUAUAUGAUUUGCUUAUUUGA
Messenger RNA from Paramecium pentaurelia, 1336 nucleotides. NCBI's taxonomy places the organism in Eukaryota, Ciliophora, Oligohymenophorea, Peniculida, Parameciidae. The record is from the annotation of a GenBank genome assembly.